AUGAAUACCUUCAGAUACAAUAUCCACAGGGCUGGUCUCUUUGAUAUGGGUUUCAAGGGACCUAAUUUCACUUGGAAAAGGGGAUCUAUUUGGGAGAGGCUUGAUAGAAUGCUGGUUAAUGAUGCAUGGUUCAAUCACUUCCUUCUCACCUUUGUUACUCACCUUAGUCUUGAUGGCUCAGAUCAUAGACCUAUUCUUAUAAGCAUCACCUCAACUGAUUACUAUAGCUCCCCCCUCCCCUUUAGAUAUCUCAACAUGUGGGCUGCACAUCCAUCUUAUAGUAAUUACAUUGUUGACCUUUGGAAAGGGAUCAAGAUUGCUAAAGCCCUCAGAGGUUGGAGAUGGAACACUUUUAGAAAUGUUCAUGCCAUAGUCCAGAAGGCUGAAGAUGAAGUCAAAGCUUUGGAGAAUGGGGGACAGCUUGGUAUUGAGGAGGAGAAAAAGCUGCUGAGAAAAAAGAACAACCUCCUCAGUGCCAAUGAUUACUAG
Molecule: messenger RNA, 489 nt
Organism: Phalaenopsis equestris
Lineage: Eukaryota; Viridiplantae; Streptophyta; Magnoliopsida; Asparagales; Orchidaceae
Exons: 2
Coding region: 1-489 (162 amino acids)
Source: RefSeq, a predicted model, not a curated record